Messenger RNA from Aspergillus steynii IBT 23096, 2573 nucleotides. Its product is annotated as acetamidase regulatory protein. Bases 113 to 2425 code for a protein of 770 amino acids. Lineage: Eukaryota; Fungi; Ascomycota; Eurotiomycetes; Eurotiales; Aspergillaceae. Gene Ontology annotation, molecular function: DNA-binding transcription factor activity, RNA polymerase II-specific; zinc ion binding; DNA binding. The transcript has 3 exons. Gene Ontology annotation, biological process: regulation of DNA-templated transcription; DNA-templated transcription. The record is from RefSeq and is a predicted model, not a curated record.
GCUCGGAGUCAUGUCUUAGACCCCGGCUGUCCUCUGUCUUUAGCCCGUCGCCCGGUCUUUAAUGAUGAAGCUGCGAGUCUCCGGACCCUGAAUCUGCGUCGAUGCUCUUGCUAUGUCCUCCACCGCGCAUAACAGCCACUCGCCCACCGGCAAUGGUGUGACUAAGCGCAAGUCAGGCUCUGCGGCCUGUGUUCAUUGCCAUCGACGCAAAGUUCGAUGUGACGCACGCCUAGUCGGUUUGCCGUGUUCCAAUUGUCGCUCCGCGGGAAAGGCCGAUUGCCGCAUCCACGAGAAAAAGAAACGUUUGGCCGUGCGCUCAAUUCUUGACCCAGUCCCCAUUCGCUGUCGCCCAUCCCCAGCUUCCGGAUCUUCGCCGAGACCAUUGCCUCCUCAACCCGCCGGCCAACCCUCCGCUUUUACAACGACCUUCCGAGGGAUUCAACCUGACGUGGCCACCCCGGCCACCAACACCGCGCCAACCAGCCAUUCCCCCAACUCUAGAUUCGAAGACACAAAUACCAACGACCCGCGCAACAAUGAGAUUUCGCCGAUAUCGGGAACUCAGGAAUACGCCCGCCAACCGGGUCUUGACCGGUUGACGGAGCAGGACACAAAUGGGGAUCUGGAGAAACGGUUGGUGAAGAUUAUCGACGAAGAAGAGUCUGGUGCCCGAGAAAUUCAGCGGGGUGUCCGGGCGAUCUACGUGGGCCAUGAAUUGUCAAAUAUGUCCUUCUUGAUUCGCCAACAGCGGGAGCAAGAUGAUGAUGUGUAUCAUUUCGCCGGAAAUGAGAUUCCACGGCGUCAGUUGCGAACCGGACAUGACCAGCUCCUCAUGGAUGCUUUGACCUUGCCGGAACAAGCUCUUGCCGAUGAGCUGGUACAUGCAUAUUUUAGCCACAUAAAUCCAGGCUAUCCCAUCAUCGAGGAGGAUCAUUUCAUGACUCAAUAUCGUAACCGAGACCCCGCCGAUCCCCCUCCGGUUCUGCUCCUUCAAACCAUACUGCUGGUGGGAGCCCACGUUACCCGGUCAAAGCCGGAGCGAGAUGCUCUGAAGGAAAUCUUUUUCCGCCGCGCCAAAUGGUUGUUCGAUAGUCGGAUCGAGCGGAAUCGCGAUAUCAUGGUCCAAGCAGCCCUGCUGCUGACCUGGCAUUCAGAUAGCGCCGACGACGACGUAGCCGCCAACGCGCACUACUGGGUCGGAGUUGCGGCCAGGAUUGCCACAGGCCUCGGAAUGCAUCGUAACCCGGUCUCGAGCAGCUUUGUAUCCCGCGACCGUCGGAUGUGGCGGAGACUAUGGUAUAUCUUGGUCCAGUUUGAUGUCAUGGUAUCUCUUUCCUAUGGCCGGCCGCAAGCCAUCAACCUCGAGGAUUCGGAUGUUUCCCCAUUGACUCCUUCUGAUUUUGAAGGAUGCGGGUCCCGAGUGCAAUCGGAGUACGUGAUUCAUUUCUCGGAGCUCUGCACCAUGAUAUCAUAUAUCGUCCGCGAACGGUUUGGCCUGCGAGUCAGUGCGGAACGUCGCAAGGCUGCCCUACAAGAAGCCGAUGAAGCGUUAGCAAACUGGUCUCUGAAACUACCGGACAAUUUGCGCCUGCGAGCAUCAGACAUGGAUCCUUGGUCCGCUAUGCUUCACUUGACAUACAACAAUCUUCUCAUACUUCUCCAUCGGCCUCAUCCAAGGGCAUCUGCGUACUCCGAUGACUAUGGUCCACAUGACGCGGAAAUCUGCAGCGCGGCCGCCGGAGUGAUUGCUUCUAUCUUUGAAGAACUCCGUUUGAAUGAUCGGUUGAAAUUCCUGUGGUACUCUGGAGUCCAUACGCUUUUUACGGCCAUGAUUCAAGUGCGCGUGGAACUGCGGUUCUCCAACCCUGUCCUGGCGAUCAAUGCGCUGCGUCGCUUCGAUUCAGCGUCAUACUCGCUCCGUGAGCUGGCCUCGUACUGGUCCCACGCCAACACGAUUCUCCGACUAUUCGAGGACUCCCGACGCCUUCAGGAGGAUUUGCGGUUAGCGACGAGCCAGGGACCCCGACGAUUUAACAGCGGGCGCGAUUCUAGGCCCAAACCCGAUGCUCAUCACCCGCCGGCUCCCGAUCCUAUAAUACAGCCUUCUCAACCGGACCCGUCACUGCCGUAUGAAGUUCCGACUCCCGAAUCGCCACAUCUACCCACCUCUACUAUCAGCCCGAGCCAGAGCCAACCAUUCGACAGCUGGAUCCCCUCCAGCAAUAUGACAUCGGUGGAUCCACUGGAUCAACCGCGGGAGCUCCUGGAUUGGCGCCAGCUGUUCUCCUUCACCGAUCCGGAACAGGCCGUGCUUCCCAUGGCCAUGGAAGGACUGCCGGAACUCGAAGACGAAUGGCGUCAAAUCUACUGGCAGGACACGCCAAUGUCCGACCUCCUCCAGGAUGGGGGAUGGAUGCAUGGGUAGAUUCGCCGUUGUAAUCGCUUAGUGCCAUAUUGCUCAUCAGCGAGAACUGGAAAGAACGUGCCUUUGGCAUGGGCCAUGGAAGGCCAAAACAAUAAAACCCCUACACCCUGUAUAUAGACUACUAUCUACCGUCCCAAGCCACUUCCUG